AUGACUUCGGCGGACGAUAUCGAAGGAGUUACGGCUGUUCUAGUCGAUGAGACGACCGCUUUGCUUGCUCCCUCACCUAAGCAGCCGACAUCUCGUGAUACUGGCGACGAGCGUCAAACCUUCAGUGGUGGCAUCGACACAGCCGAAGACAAGCCCCUGCCCAAGGACCAGAUUCUAUACCUCUGCUUUGCGCGCUUCGUCGAGCCAGUUGCGUUCUUCUGCAUAUUCCCCUUCGUCAAUCAGAUGAUAUGGGAGACUGGGGAGGUGGGCGAGACAGAUGUCGGCUUCUACAGUGGGCUGAUUGAAUCAUUAUUCUCGUUAACACAAAUGUGCCUCAUGAUUCUCUGGGGUAAAGCGGCCGAUCACUUUGGAAGAAAACCCGUCCUCGUCAGCUCACUGGCGGGCGUCGCAGUCGCAACUGCCACCUUCGGGCUCAGCAGAACAAUAUGGCAGAUGAUCGUGUUCCGAUGUUUCGCUGGCAUCUUUGCUGGAACGGUCCUGACAAUUCGCACAAUGAUCACCGAGAAUAGCACACCGCAGACGCAAGCCAGGGCUUUCAGUUUCUUUGCCUUUACGGGCAAUCUAGGUAUCUUCCUGGGUCCGGCUAUUGGAGGCGCAUUGUCCAAACCUGCAACCGUAUACCCGUCUGUUUUUGGGAAGAUCAAGUUCUUUCGCGAUUAUCCGUACGCGCUGCCCACAUUUGUGACGGGCUCUAUAGGCGCGAUCGCAGCAAUCACGAGUGCGUUUGGACUCAAGGAGGCAUGUCUGUCCACACUCUGA
Messenger RNA from Cladophialophora yegresii CBS 114405, 780 nucleotides. RefSeq lists its product as uncharacterized. Gene Ontology annotation, molecular function: transmembrane transporter activity. The transcript is spliced from 4 exons. The coding region runs from base 1 to 780 and encodes 259 amino acids. NCBI's taxonomy places the organism in Eukaryota, Fungi, Ascomycota, Eurotiomycetes, Chaetothyriales, Herpotrichiellaceae. The record is from RefSeq and is a predicted model, not a curated record. Gene Ontology annotation, biological process: transmembrane transport.